UACAACUGACCCAAACAUUUUGCAAAACAGUCACUGUUACUACAUGAGAUACAUUCUGAAAUUUUUUCCGAACAAGGGACACCAGGACAAAUUGAGAGCAAAGGACGCAAGAACACACAAGAGAAGGACGCCAAACCUGACACCUGGGGCCAGAACUACACUUCCCACCAAGCAGCGAGGCAGGAGGAAGAAGGGGGCACUGAGGGCUGAAAAGGAAAACCAGAAGAAAGAGAAAACAUUACGUGCUGACCAGCAGAGGUGAGAGAGCUGGACAGAUCCCCAGUUCCUGGUGCUGAAUUCCAUCCUUUCUACCUAGCUCUGUUCUAGGUGGCAAGAACCAUGCACUUCUCCGGCUCAGCCAGGGCAGCAGAUGAGAACUUUGACUAUUUGUUCAAGAUUAUCCUCAUUGGGGAUUCCAAUGUGGGGAAGACAUGUGUGGUGCAGCAUUUCAAGUCUGGAGUCUACACGGAGACACAGCAGAACACGAUUGGAGUGGACUUUACCGUGCGCUCCCUUGAUAUUGAUGGCAAGAAAGUGAAGAUGCAGGUGUGGGACACAGCUGGCCAGGAGCGCUUUCGCACCAUCACCCAAAGCUACUACCGCAGUGCCCACGCGGCCAUCAUCGCCUAUGACCUCACCCGGCGAUCCACGUUUGAGUCCGUCCCUCACUGGAUUCAUGAGAUAGAGAAAUAUGGAGCAGCAAAUUUGGUCAUUAUGCUGAUUGGAAAUAAAUGUGACCUCUGGGAAAAGCGGCACGUCCUGUUCGAAGAUGCCUGCACACUGGCUGAGAAGUACGGCCUCCUGGCCGUUUUGGAGACAUCGGCCAAGGAAUCCAAGAACAUAGACGAAGUCUUCGUGCUCAUGGCCAAGGAGCUGAUCGCCCGCAACAGCCUGCACCUAUAUGGGGAGAGUGCCCUGAACAGCCUCCCACUGGACUCCAGCCCCGUUCUUAUGGCACAGGGUCCAAGUGAAAAGACCCACUGCACUUGCUAAGAUGUUUGCAAAGCCAGUCACACCCACCAAAGAGGCCACCUCUGAAACUAAAGGUAGCCAGGAUACCGUAGUGUUGCCCCAGUGGCACUUUAGACCCCAGCGUGGACUUGCCGCUCACCCCUAAUCCUCCCAGUCUGGAUGGGUCACGCUUCUCCCUUGACUCACACCACAGGUUGUAGCUGCUGACUCUCAGGAAAACCAGCACCAUUGUUUUCACUGACUCUUGACUCGGGAGAAAGCAGGACUUCAGGCCAGGAGAGGGAGGACGAAUUGUACUCUUCUCCCCUUUCACUUUUCUGUCUCCCCAACGCUUCUGCUGCCUUCUACUGAAUUUUGUUUCUUGCUUGAAGAAGAGCGUAGUGAAGGAGAGGAGGGAGGCAAAACAGCAAGAGAGAGAAGAGGCUGUUUGGAACAUUCUGGAGCAGUUUGAAACAGCUCAGGCAGGGAGAAUGGAACAAAAGCCCGCAAUUAGAAACCAGAAUGCUGCUAUCAUUUUGUUCCUGACAUUCACACCUCAGGUCUUCACUUUGGGGAGCAAAGCCUUUUAGCAGAAAUACCAGAAGUACCAUCUUGCCAAAUGGUCAGGAGCUGUCCGAUGGAGAUGGAACUGGAAUUCACUCUAUUCUAGCAGGGCUGCCUUGGCCACCCAUCUGGGAUAGGGGAGACACCUGCAAUGUUUUUUCUUUCUUUCUUUUCUUUUUUUUUUUUUU
Messenger RNA from Cercocebus atys (sooty mangabey), 1703 nucleotides. It is a transcript of the gene RAB19, whose product is annotated as RAB19, member RAS oncogene family. The record is from RefSeq and is a predicted model, not a curated record. The transcript has 5 exons. Gene Ontology annotation, molecular function: GTP binding; GTPase activity. Lineage: Eukaryota; Metazoa; Chordata; Mammalia; Primates; Cercopithecidae. Bases 340 to 993 code for a protein of 217 amino acids. Gene Ontology annotation, cellular component: trans-Golgi network.